GAGCAAACCCAAACAGAUCCUUCUUAACAGACUCGAAAGUUAAAACUUCCUUUUCCCUGCUUCAUUUCUCUGCCCACAAAGCCAAACACGCUGCAAGAAUUCCAGCUGCAUACUAUCUUGUCCCCUUUCUGAAGCUGGUCAAGCAUGGGAAACAAACCUGUUAAACAAGAAAGAGAAGCUGUGUCUCCAUUGGCACCAAACAGGCCAGAGUUUCUCUUAAAAAUCAUGCCACCAUUGGACCAUGCUUAUGUUCGGUGGCUUGCUCGUGAUCUUGAGAGGAUUCAUGGCUUUACUCCAAGAAAUUGCCGUGCAGUGACACCACCAGAUCAUUAUGUUGAAUACAUGCGAUCACAUGGUUGGUUGGAUGUGAACCUGGAUGAUCCUGAUCUGGCUCAUUUGUUUCCCAGUAAAUAAUCAUGUAAUCAAGGCAGGUGGUGAUCCUCUUACUAGAAGUGUAAUUAGGGAAAUGGAAUUUCUAAUCUUUGCUGGAAAGUUGAACAUGAGAGGUGGGCUGUUUAUCAAAUCAUCAUCAUCAUCAUUUUGCUGCAGAUGUGUUGCAAGAACUUAAGAUAAUUUGUAAUAUCAGAAAUCCCUAGAGGGACAAGAAACUCUUUAGAUAAUCAGUUAUGCUUCCUGGUAUAAAUAUUGGUGCAUUUCCAAUGUCAGGAAGCAGAGUUGACAAAGGUAACAGGAAAUGUGUGUCUUGUGAUAUCUUGCUUCUAAACAGACUUGAAAAAGGUUAAGCAGGAAA
This is a messenger RNA of Populus nigra (black poplar), 751 nucleotides long. RefSeq lists its product as uncharacterized. The record is from RefSeq and is a predicted model, not a curated record. The transcript has 2 exons. Lineage: Eukaryota; Viridiplantae; Streptophyta; Magnoliopsida; Malpighiales; Salicaceae. Bases 145 to 414 code for a protein of 89 amino acids.